Cyprinus carpio (common carp) is the source of this 2502-nucleotide messenger RNA. Its product is annotated as delta-like protein 4. Lineage: Eukaryota; Metazoa; Chordata; Actinopteri; Cypriniformes; Cyprinidae. Gene Ontology annotation, molecular function: calcium ion binding. Gene Ontology annotation, biological process: cell communication; Notch signaling pathway; heterophilic cell-cell adhesion. The record is from RefSeq and is a predicted model, not a curated record. Gene Ontology annotation, cellular component: plasma membrane; protein-containing complex.
GUAUAAAUACUGCAGGACGCAAGAAACAAGUCUUCAUUCACGAAUUACGCGAGAAGCACGAGGAUACCCAACAGCGCGAUGCUGACGCACAAAGUUUAGAACCAAAACAAGACAUUACCAUUGACACUAAACACAUCGGUGUGCUCACUGUGGAAUACUAAACAUGCUCCGUGGAUAUCUUGAGACGAAGAGGAAUAAGACUGGAUGCUGAUUUCCCAGUUUCACCUUCACCUUUUGGAUAACCUGGAAAUUAGAAGUGCUCCUGCACACUGAAGUGCCGUGCAGGGUGGACGCGCAGCGGGAUAUACCUUUUUACUCUUCGGCGUUUGUUUUCAUUGCACUCUCUUACAUUGGAAUAGGCUCUUUCGGGGAAUAUAAUCGUGGGUGACGCGGCUGCCCAGGAGAAUCGAAAAGAAUGGCAGCUUGGCUCACCUUUCUCAUCGCAAUUUUCACGACCGUUUUGACGCAGAUAUUUGGAUCGGGUGUUUUCGAACUCGACCUUCACGAAUUCAAAAAUUUUAAAGGCUUGCUCGCAAAUGGCAAUGCAUGCAAGUCUGAAUGCAGGACUUUCUUCCGAGUUUGCCUAAAAAACUACCAGGUGGUGGUGUCUCCAGGUGACUGUAUCUUUGGAAGUGCCAUAACGCCAGUGCUGGGGACAAACUCGUUCAGUAUCAUGGGAGGUGGCUCUUUCAGCACACCGAUUCGACUGCCGUUCAACUUUGGCUGGCCGGGAUCAUUUUCAUUGAUUAUUGAGGCUUGGCACUCACCUUACUCGGAUCAACCUGUAGACACAUACAACCCUGACUUGCAGAUAAGCUUUUUUGCCAUUCAAAGAAAGUUGGAAGUAGGGGCUGAAUGGUCUCAGGAUGUUCAAAGCGGGAAGCAGACGGAGCUAAGUUAUUCUUACCGGUUCAUCUGCAGUGACAAUUACUACGGCGACAGUUGUUCCAAAAAAUGCACGCCCAGGGACGACCGUUUUGGCCACUACACCUGCAAACCAGAUGGGCAGUUAUCCUGUCUCCAUGGCUGGAAGGGGGAGUACUGCGAAGAACCGAUCUGUCUGGAGGGAUGCAGUGAGGCGAAUGGCAAUUGCUCCAAACCUGGAGAGUGUGUGUGCAGAGAAGGAUGGCAGGGUAAACUUUGCACAGAGUGUAGGAAAUAUCCAGCCUGUAAACACGGCACCUGUCAGCAACCAUGGCAGUGCAACUGUAAAGAGGGCUGGGGUGGACUGUUCUGUGACCAAGAUUUGAAUUUUUGCACACAUCACAAGCCAUGUGUGAACGGAGCCACAUGUACGAAUACAGGUCAGGGCAGUUACACCUGCACCUGUCGGCCUGGUUACACUGGGGUCAACUGCGAGCUUGAGGUGCGCGAAUGUGACAGCAGCCCAUGCAAGAAUGGAGGUCUUUGCUUGAAUCUUGAAAAAGGUUACAUCUGCAACUGUCUGCCUGGCUUUGAGGGCACUCACUGUGAACACAGUCUGCUCACCUGCGCAGACUCCCCGUGCUUUCAUGGCGGUAGAUGCCACGAGAAAGACAAUGGGCGUAGUUACGCAUGUGACUGUCCCAGAGGCUACACGGGUCUGAACUGCGAGAGAAGAGUGGACAAAUGCACGACUCUGCCGUGUGCCAAUGAUGGCUUGUGUGUGGUCCUGGGGGGCGUUCGCAUGUGCAGCUGUCGAGCGGGUUUCACUGGCCAGCGCUGCGAGAUCAAUAUCAACGACUGCGCAAACAACCCCUGCGCUAACGGCGGCACUUGCUACGACCGCAUCAACGACUACGUCUGCUCAUGCGCCCCUGGAUACGAAGGCCCCAAUUGCGAUCGGCCUUCCAACGCCUGUUCGUCCAGACCCUGUCUCAACGGCGGCUCCUGCGUGGGCAUCCCAGGGAACCCACCCGCCUGCUUCUGCCCCAGCGGCUUCACCGGAGCCCACUGCGAAUACUACACUGUCACCGCUCCUGUGACCAAAGAGGAACCCCAAGAUCGCUUCCAGUGGGCCGCAGUUUCUCUAGCCGUGGGUUUGGUGGCUCUCAUCGUUAUGCUUUGCAUGGUGGUCAUUGCCCUGCGCCACAUUCACAGGCAGGCAUCUAGAGAAAGGACUCGAGGCGAGGCAAUGAACAACAUGUCGGAAUCACAAAGAGACAACUUGAUCCCCACCUCCCAGUUGAAGAACACUAAUAAGCAGGUCAGCCUGGAGGUGGACUGCACACCUGACAAAUCAAAUUACAUACACAAGAACUGCCACUUGGACUACAACUCAUCGAAAGAGUUCAAGGACAUUGUAUCCCAAGAGGACAAAAGUCAUAAAUACGAAAAGUGUUUAGAAGAGAAAAUACCAUUGAGUAGAAUGUGCAGGGAAAAGCCAGAGUGUAGGAUAUCAACGAUAUGUUCCCCAAGGGACUCCAUGUACCAGUCUGUGUUUGUAAUAGCAGAGGAGAGGAGUGAAUGUGUCAUAGCAACUGAGGUAUAAAUUACAGGCUGAUGUCUAUGAAGAGAGGAGAC